Messenger RNA from Drosophila serrata, 2448 nucleotides. RefSeq names its product Ketchup (gene Ktch). Gene Ontology annotation, biological process: G protein-coupled receptor signaling pathway; cell surface receptor signaling pathway. NCBI's taxonomy places the organism in Eukaryota, Metazoa, Arthropoda, Insecta, Diptera, Drosophilidae. Gene Ontology annotation, cellular component: membrane. Gene Ontology annotation, molecular function: G protein-coupled receptor activity. The record is from RefSeq and is a predicted model, not a curated record.
GGGAGUGCGACAACGCAGCCUGCUCUUGAAUAUAAUUAAAUUAAAAAAAAGUAAUAGCAAGAAUAAACAAAUAGAGAAUCUUCGAUAAGAAGAUGCCAAGUCUGGUGUUCUUGUGUUUAAUUGCUGGCAAUAUAGCACUUGCAUACGCUUCGAAAGACAGCUCGGAAGAGACGCAACACUUGAAUCCGGCGGACUUUAGCAAGUGUCUGGAUUAUUGCCACCUGAAGAACGUACGCUUCCUCCUCUGUAUUGGCGAAGAUGGCAAGCUGGAGAAGAGUCCUCUUAAGGACUGCACUGAAGGAGACUGCAAGGCCGAGGAUUUCCAAAUUAAAUAUGAAACCAAAGACGGCUAUGAAUAUCGGAAAAAUCGCGUCGAGGCAACCAAAGUAGGAAAACGAGCUCAUUUGCGGGAUCUUUGUCUGGAUGAAAGAAAUGUACCGCGAAGGCGCAGGUGUCAGAUCCGAAACGGGACAAAAACCUGGCAGAGUUUCGAAAAUGUAACCUGUAGAAUGGCUCCACAACUAAGCACAAAUCUGGAUACUCUGGCAGUAAAAAAUUCAUCGGAUUUAAGCCAACUAAGCGACUUGAUAACUCACUCGAAGGAGCCGCUAAACGCCGCGGAUAUCGUCAGCAUUUCAGAGAUUUUCAGUUCUCAAGCCAAGAAAUCCGUAAAGAAGGUGGAUGACAUUGAGGAUUUGAUGAAUAUUUGUCAACAGGUAAUGUCCACUGAUAGUGAAACCCUACGCCUGGCAGCGGAGCAGAAUGCCACCAACGCAUUGUUGAGCAAUUUCGAGGAAUAUCUAGAUGCUCUGGCCCCGCAGCUUUUACCUGGAGAUGGGACAACCAGCUUACAGAUUUCCCGAGAUCAUAUUCAAGUCGAAACACAACCUAUUCUCGACAAAGGAGUUGUGCUUUUGAGAACCAAAGAGCUGAGCGUUUUCUUUGUGGAUCCCUCCAUAGCCAAUGUGACGGGCAUUGCCAUCUUUCCCGAGGGGUUGACAUCACAAUUUAGAAUUCUGCAAUCAUCGGAGAAUCUGGAAGAUAUUCGUGCCAUUGAAAACCUGGAGAGUGCGGCAAUUCUACCCGAAAAACUAUGGCGGGAUGUGAAGGAAAGGGGAGCCCGUUACCUUAUCUUCAAAGUCUACGCUCGCGAUGCCCUGUUUGUGGAGACGGCGGAGGAACUGAAACGAAGGCCAACCAGCAAUGUUAUCUCAAUAACGAUACCGGGACUAGACGAUCACAACCUACCUGGCAAACUCCCGUUUUUUCUGCGUAAUGGCGACACGAAUAAAUCUCAUGCCCAAGGAGGCUGUGGCUACUGGAACUAUGAGACCUGGCUAAGCGAUGGAAUCUCCACCAGUGGCAAUGACAGCGAAAUCCAAUUAGAUAACUUAUCGCAUCCUGUGAUCCUUUGUCAUGCGAGUCACCUGACCCAGUUUACUUUUCUGCUGGGAGUCAGAAGGCCACCUGAAUUGAUUACCGAACUCACCAGCGGGGAGGAAUUGCCUUUGGAUAUCAUAACAAAUGUGGGAUUGUCGCUAUCGCUGAUGGGACUCUUGGCCAUUUUUGUGACAGCGGCACUGUUCCAGCGUUUCCGGAACUUGGCCUCUACGAAGAUCCUGCUGAAUCUGUGCGUGGCUCUGGGACUUCAGCUCUCACUGUUCCUGGUGCUGAGCGAAGGUGACUUGCUAACACAGCUGAGCAGUACUGACUUCGAUCGGUGUCUGGUGACGGGAGCCCUGAUGCAGUACCUGCUCCUGGUGGUUUUCAGUUGGAUGUUCAUCAUUGGCUGGCUGCAGUACAAGCGAUAUGUGAAGGUGAUCGGGGUCAAGCAUCCGAAGCAUUAUAUACUGAUGUCUGCUCUGGUGGCCUGGACACUGCCGCUGAUACCCACGCUCCUGGUGGUUUUCCUGGACUCUGCCUCCUACAGACCCAGUGGUAAUGCCACCACAGAAGAUAUACCGAUCCUAUGCUAUCCCUCGGGAUAUGGUCUGGGACUGGGAGUGAUCCUGCCCAUUGGCCUUAUUACCCUUUUCAAUGUCGUGAUGCUGGGAUACAUCAAUUGGAGUGUUCACAGAGCACUCUUCACUCAGAAUCUCAUCUUGAAGCAACUGCAUCUCUCCGUGCUGCUCUUCUUUCUCCUGGGAGUCACCUGGAUCUUUGGAUUGUGCGCAUUUUUUGAUUUCGGAAAAGCAUUCUCGUAUCUCUUUUGCAUCACGGCCACAAUGCAGGGAUUCGUUCUAUUCCUCUACUUUGUGGUCUUCAACAAGGAUAAUCGGAAAUCCUGGCUGGGAUUGUGUCGACUCCGACGCCCGAAACAUGGCCAUGAAAUGAUGGGUAUGGAAAUGGGUACCGAAUCUAAUUUUAAGAACUCAUCGAGAACUCAUAGUACAAGUAACUAAGUGUGCACAGUUUAGAGAUUAUAUAUAUGUAUUCGAAUUACUUAAA